Messenger RNA from Radiomyces spectabilis, 779 nucleotides. RefSeq lists its product as uncharacterized. The record is from RefSeq and is a predicted model, not a curated record. NCBI's taxonomy places the organism in Eukaryota, Fungi, Mucoromycota, Mucoromycetes, Mucorales, Radiomycetaceae. Bases 251 to 541 code for a protein of 96 amino acids. The transcript has a single exon.
GCUUUUGAAAUUGUAUUGGCUUUUUGCUCGAGCCUAAACCGCUGUAAAUUUUUUUUUUAAUUCUUUGCUCUUUUCUUUUCUUUCCCUAAUUACUAUGGUUAUGUACAUCAAUAUUCUUUGGAUAAUAUGUUUACUCAUAUUUAUCAUUUCUCUUCUCUUACUGGUAAGACGAAGACGACAACACCGAAAAGGUAAAAUAGGGGCUCUCUUUUUUUCUUAAAUGGCAUAACCAGCAUUACUGUGAUGACUCAUGGACUUACCAUUUUGUCACGUAGCCAUGUUACAAGCGAAUGCGGCAAGCAAUAAUUUCCUAGUGAACCAUACAGUUGUGAAUAUGCCCAACGGUGCGAUGGGAGGUUCGUCGUUACCACCUUACAAUCAACCGGCACCAUACCCUAGUGGCUAUUAUCCAACGCCACCCAAUCAUUCGACAUCGCAAACAGUGUACAGCCCACCACCGUUGCCAGCUACCAGCCACGACCCUGAACUUGCUCCACCACCGCCAUCAUAUCAAGAUUAUACAAAGGACACCCGCAUAUAGAUGAAUGGGCAGAUACAUUUUCAUACCAGUGACCACUUGUCGGCAAAAUGGUUAUGUGACCUUCAUAUCCUUCACCACAAAACAUCAUGCAUCCCCCCUUUUUGCAUCACUUGCACUACGACUACCGUCUGUUUUUAAUCCGUUGAUGGCAGUAUCCGUAUAUAUCUAUCUCCCUAUUGUAAUAUUAUUUAUCUUGAAUAAAAAGGGUUUCUCUAUCUGUAGGAAAGCUUACCUCCCU